CUACGUGCGUUACGUCAUUUCCUUCCAACAUGGCGCAGGCAGCAGGUCGCUGAUGGAAAACUGAGGGAUUUACCCCACCUUCUGCCUUUAUUUAUGUUUCUUUACUGAGGGCAUCAUUCGCCGGAGAAUAAUACAAUUAUACGGGAAUAUCUAAUAAUCGCAGAUCCAGGCGCCAUUGGGACAGGUCCUCCUCGCCCCUUCGCAACACGUCAUGUAUGAAGGCAAAAAGACGAAAAACAUGUUUUUAACCAGAGCUUUGGAGAAGAUCUUGGCCGACAAGGAGGUGAAAAAGGCUCACCAUUCGCAGCUGCGCAAAGCCUGUGAGGUGGCACUAGAGGAAAUCAAGGCAGAAUCAGAAAAUUUAAGCCCACCAGCUGGGGAUAACAAGUCGAGCUCCAGUACUUUACCACCAAUCAAAUCCAAGACCAGCUUCGUCGAAGCAGACAAGUACUUUCUACCGUUCGAGUUAGCAUGUCAGUCCAAAUGUCCUCGCAUCGUCAUCACCUCUUUAGACUGUUUACAGAAACUCAUAGCAUAUGGUCACCUGACAGGCAGCGCGCCAGACAACACUAUCCCAGGAAAGAAGCUCAUCGACAGGAUCAUCGAGACGAUAUGCGGCUGUUUCCAGGGACCACAGACGGAUGAGGGCGUCCAAUUGCAAAUUAUAAAGGCCUUGCUUACAGCCGUGACCUCCCAGCAAAUUGAGAUCCAUGAAGGCACCGUCCUACAAGCUGUGAGAACGUGCUACAACAUCUAUCUGGCCAGUAAAAACCUCAUCAACCAGACCACGGCCAAAGCCACCCUCACCCAGAUGCUGAAUGUGAUUUUCGCCCGCAUGGAAAACCAAGCACUUACAAAUCACAAGAUCAGUUGGUCUUUGGCAUCCAGAAAGCGUGAUCGUCAGCUCCAGGAAGCCAAGCAGGUGGAGAGAGAGAGACACAGGCAGCAUUCUCCCAACAGCCAGCAAGAGCCAGAAUCUCCUGGACAGCGACACGCCGACACCCCGGACAAAGGCCUGCCCGCUGAGGCCAACGGUGGACCGGGUCACCAGGGAGGCAAGGCUGAGCAGGGUUCCCCUCCUUAUGAAAGCCCUGAGCCAGAGAACGGCAGUGAAUUCUGUCAGGCAGAGAACGAGCAGACCGAGGCGGACCAGGCUACAGCUGCUGCGCAAAGUGCAACUGAGCAUGCUACAGAAGUCAGUGAAGAAGAUGAAAGUCAGAGGUAUGAACAGAAGGCCCAUGAGAUCGUACAGAGCAUUCUGCAGGAAGUCGUAAACACGGUUGCUGGAGAUGUAAAGGUAAGCAGGGAGGGUGAUGCUGAGCCAGCUGAGGGUGUUCCAAACUCUCUGGAAGAGGAGGGAGGUUUGGGCAGUGAUAGCGAAAAUGUUCACGCCAACGGCAUCCCUGGAACGCCAAUCUCUGCGAGCUUCACUCCGUCCCUGCCCGAUGACAGAAUGUCUGUCUCCUCCAAUGACACUCAGGAAUCUGUUGCCACCACAGGGCCAGCGCCCGGUGCAAAGUUUUCCCAUAUCCUCCAGAAAGAUGCCUUCCUGGUGUUUCGCUCACUUUGCAAGCUCUCAAUGAAGCCCCUUUCAGACGGCCCACCUGAUCCAAAAUCCCACGAGCUACGGUCUAAGGUCCUGUCUUUGCAGCUCCUUCUGUCUAUCCUGCAAAAUGCCGGGCCCAUCUUCAAGACCAAUGAGAUGUUCAUCAAUGCCAUUAAACAGUACCUGUGCGUGGCUCUGUCCAAAAACGGUGUUUCCUCCGUCCCUGAGGUGUUCGAGCUCUCCCUGUCCAUCUUCCUCACCCUCCUUUCUAACUUCAAGACACAUCUCAAGAUGCAAAUCGAGGUUUUUUUCAAAGAGAUUUUCCUGUAUAUUCUAGAGACGUCCACAAGCUCAUAUGACCACAAGUGGAUGGUCAUUCAAACCCUCACUAGAAUAUGUGCUGAUGCACAGAGUGUGGUAGAUAUCUAUGUGAACUACGAUUGUGACCUGAAUGCUGCUAAUAUUUUUGAGAGGCUGGUGAAUGACCUUUCUAAGAUUGCACAAGGGCGAGGAGGCCAUGAAUUGGGUACAACCCCACUUCAGGAGCUGACCCUAAGAAAAAAAGGUCUGGAGUGUCUGGUGUCCAUUCUCAAGUGUAUGGUGGAGUGGAGCAAAGACCAAUAUGUCAACCCCAUUUCUCAGACGAGUCUCGGCCAAGAGAAGCCUUUGGAACAGGAGACCAACGAGUCAAAGCACCCGGAAACGAUUAACCGUUACGGAAGCAUAAACUCUCUGGACUCCACCGCCUCGUCCGGCAUCGGGAGUUACAGCACGCAGAUGUCAGGGACUGACAACCCUGAACAGUUUGAGGUUCUCAAACAACAGAAGGAGAUCAUAGAGCAGGGCAUUGACCUGUUUAACAAAAAACCAAAGAGAGGCAUUCAGUACCUUCAGGAGCAAGGUAUGCUGGGAACCACGCACGAAGACAUCGCCCAGUUUUUACAUCAAGAGGAGAGGCUUGACUCUAUCCAAGUAGGAGAGUUUCUCGGGGACAACGAUCGGAUCAAUAAAGAAGUCAUGUAUGCCUACGUGGACCAGAUGGACUUUCAGGGCAAAGACUUUGUUCCGGCUCUGCGCAUGUUUCUCGAGGGUUUCCGCCUGCCUGGAGAAGCCCAAAAAAUCGAUCGGCUGAUGGAGAAAUUUGCUGCUAGAUAUUUAGAAUGCAACCAGGGGCAAACGCUGUUCGCGAGCGCAGACACGGCUUACGUCCUGGCGUAUUCAAUCAUCAUGUUGACCACGGAUCUUCACAGUCCACAGGUGAAAAAUAAAAUGACAAAAGAGCAAUACAUCAAGAUGAACCGAGGUAUCAAUGACAGUAAAGAUUUACCCGAGGAGUAUCUGUCUGCCAUCUAUGAUGAAAUCGCAGGGAAAAAAAUAUCUAUGAAGGAGACAAAGGAAAUACCUCUCAAAUCGAAUAAGCAAAGUGUGGCCAGUGAGAAGCAGAGGAGGCUUCUGUAUAACGUUGAGAUGGAGCAGAUGGCGAAGACGGCCAAGGCUCUGAUGGAGGCUGUCAGCCACGUUCAGGCCCCCUUCACCAGCGCCACCCACCUUGAACAUGUCAGACCCAUGUUUAAGCUGGCAUGGACGCCCUUCCUAGCUGCGUUCAGUGUGGGUUUGCAGGAUUGUGAUGAUACUGAAGUAGCCUCUCUGUGUCUGGAGGGCAUCCGCUGUGCUAUAAGGAUAGCUAGUAUCUUCAGCAUUCAGUUGGAGCGAGAUGCGUACGUACAGGCCCUGGCCCGCUUCACGCUGCUCACGGCCAGCUCGGGCAUCACCGAGAUGAAGCAGAAGAACAUCGACACCAUCAAGACCCUUAUCACAGUGGCCCACACGGAUGGAAAUUAUCUAGGAAACUCCUGGCAUGAGAUCCUGAAGUGCAUCAGUCAGCUGGAGUUGGCUCAGCUCAUCGGGACAGGUGUGAAGACGCGGUACAUAUCGGGAACCGUGCGGGGAAAAGAAGGCUUCAUCACUAGCACCAAGGAACAGUCGACUGAUGAAUAUCUGGGUUUGGGAGGGAAUGUCGAUCGUAAACAGAUCGCAAGCAUACAGGAAUCUAUCUGGGAGACCAGCUCACAAAGUGUAGUCGUCGCCGUGGACCGGAUUUUCACAGGCUCCAUUAGACUUGAUGGAAAUGCUAUUGUGGACUUUGUGCGAUGGUUGUGUGCCGUAUCAAUGGACGAACUGGCCUCUCCUACACAUCCGCGAAUGUUCAGUUUGCAGAAAAUCGUGGAGAUAUCCUACUACAACAUGGGUCGCAUCAGGCUACAGUGGUCCAGAAUAUGGGAAGUCAUAGGAGAUCACUUUAACAAGGUCGGGUGUAAUCCCAACGAGGAUGUUGCUAUUUUUGCAGUGGAUUCUCUCAGGCAGCUUUCCAUGAAAUUUUUGGAGAAGGGAGAGUUGGCCAAUUUCAGAUUCCAGAAAGAUUUCCUGAGGCCAUUUGAACACAUAAUGAAAAAGAACAGAUCCCCCACCAUCAGAGACAUGGUGGUCCGCUGUAUAGCUCAGAUGGUCAACUCUCAGGCUGGCAACAUUAGAUCAGGGUGGAAGAAUAUUUUCUCCGUGUUUCAUCUGGCCGCCUCCGACCAGGAUGAGAGUAUAGUGGAGCUGGCCUUCCAGACAACCGGACAUAUUGUCACGAAUGUAUUUGAAAAGCAUUUCCCUGCUACCAUUGACUCCUUUCAGGAUGCCGUCAAGUGUUUGUCUGAGUUCGCCUGCAACGCUUCCUUUCCCGACACCAGCAUGGAGGCCAUCCGUCUGAUCCGUCACUGCGCCAAAUACGUCUCCGACCGACCUCAGGCAUUUAAAGACUACACCAGUGACGAUAUGAACGUCGCACCAGAGGAUCGGGUUUGGGUGAGAGGCUGGUUCCCCAUUCUCUUUGAGCUGUCAUGCAUCAUCAACAGGUGUAAACUGGACGUCCGGACCAGGGGUCUGACAGUGAUGUUUGAGGUGAUGAAGACCUACGGUCACACCUAUGAGAAACACUGGUGGCAGGAUCUGUUCCGGAUCGUCUUCAGGAUCUUCGACAACAUGAAGCUUCCGGAGCAACAGACCGAGAAAGCAGAGUGGAUGACCACCACGUGUAACCACGCACUUUAUGCCAUUUGCGAUGUUUUCACGCAGUACUUUGAAUCUCUCAGUGAUGUUCUGUUAGAUAAUAUUCUGUCUCAGCUCUACUGGUGUGUGCAACAAGAUAAUGAGCAGUUAGCCCGAUCAGGCACUAACUGCCUUGAAAACGUUGUCAUUCUUAAUGGUGAAAAGUUUAACCCUGAAACCUGGGACAAGACCUGCAACUGUAUGCUAGACAUCUUCAAAACCACCAUACCACACACGCUCUUGACGUGGAGACCGGCCGGUACUGAGGGAGAUCAUGUAACUCAUCUAGACUCUGAUAAACAGCUGGAUUCAAUUUCCCAGAAGUCAGUGGAUAUUCAGACUCGCUCAGAUGACCAGCAGUCUGUCAACAGUAUGGAGAGAGCUUUGACUGACAACCGCAGACACAGUCAGUUCAGCGUGGCUUUAGAAGGUCAGGAACAGCGUCUGUUUGCUGCUUUGCUCAUAAAGUGUGUGGUCCAGCUGGAGCUUAUUCAGACCAUAGACAACAUUGUUUUCUUUCCUGCUACCAGUAAGAAAGAGGACGCCGAGAACUUUGCGGCAGCACAGAGAGAUUCGUUUGAUGCUGACGUACAUGUGAAUACUCAGGACCAAGGAAUGUAUCGCUACCUGACCUCAGAACAGCUCUUUAAACUGCUUGACUGUUUGCUGGAGUCGCAUCGCUUUGCAAAGGCCUUCAAUUCUAAUAAUGAACAAAGGACGGCGCUUUGGAAGGCCGGUUUCAAAGGGAAGUCGAAGCCCAAUCUGUUGAAACAAGAGACCAGCAGCCUGGCAUGCAGCCUGCGCAUCCUUUUCCGCAUGUACACAGACCAGAGCAGACAGGAUGCAUGGGAGGAGGUGCAGAGGAGAUUGCUCAAUGUUUGCAGUGAUGCUGUGGCUUACUUCCUGACCCUGACGUCUGAGAGUCACCGUGAGGCCUGGACCAACCUGCUGCUGCUCUUCCUUACCAAAGUGCUCAAAAUUAGUGAUGACAGAUUCAAGGCCCACGCGUCCCGAUACUACCCUCUGCUGUGUGACAUCAUGCAGUUUGAUCUGAUCCCAGAGCUUCGGGCCGUGCUGCGCAAGUUCUUCCUGCGCAUCGGAUUGGUGUUCCAGAUCACGCAAUGUUCAGAAGCGGAACAGGUCUCGGAUCAGCCCACUGACAAUGAUGCCUAGGGGCGGCGCUGUCUGUCUGUGAACACCACAAGGUCCCAUUUUAUCUGAAAAACUGUAGGAUGUGAUACCAACGAGGAGAUCUAUAAAAAGAGUAUAAUGGUACUAAUAUUAAACUCCGCCUGCCUAUUCAAGGCCCGCUUUGAGUAACCAACCAAUCCCAGAUGAGAAUCUGCGUCCCACCCACUGGACAAAUGACUUGGCCUUGUACAAUAUGAUGAAAUUAUUUAAAACAUCACAAGGAUGCUGAAUAUCGCUAUUGCUAUUCAAAUGCUUGACCUUUGAGGUCCAAAUGUAUUUCAAAAGUUGUCUUGGCAUUAUGGCUAUUUGGAAAAGGGUUUGAUACCAAGCGAACGGUUAAUGGGUAGUUGACGUGUAUCUAAAGUGAUUCAGAUUUUUCUUUUUUUUUGUUUGGUUUGCACCGCUAAUGGCUAACAUUAGCAUGUAUAACUCUUCGAUGAAACUAGUUGUACAGAAUUCCAGCUUUGUAAUAUAAUCUCACAACACUAGGAUUUGUUUUCCGUAUCUUUUUUUUUUUUCGGAAUUUGCUGCACUUGUUUUCUGGAUCAAAAUGCACUGGAGAUUUUUACUUUUGUGAUAAAUUAUUGAACUAUGCCAUCUUUCCCUCCAUAUCCGUCCUGCUAGAGAUUUCUAAUACGAUGUAAACCGAUUAGUUCGAUUACUCCAUUUUAUAUACGCUGACACUUUUUUAAUUAAAUCAAAGCAACUAGGAUCCUUCGGAAGGAAGAAAACUGGAAUCUUGAAAUUGAGGGCAACUUAAAUGUGACCUGCAUCUGAAUCACUGUUUAAGGCUCACUCUACGUGUACAAUUUUUUAAAAAAGAAGUUAAUAUAUUUAAAAUCUUCUCUUUGGUUUUGGGGGUGGGUUGUAUUGUAUAGAAAUUAAUGAUAGCUGCGCUUUAAAACUGUUGAUGGCUGAAAGACCUGAAGCAUUCCUGGUUAGCGAGGGUGAACUGUAACGGUACAGCCCUGUAAAGUUUUCUAUUUGAAAAUAAAAUGAUCUGUACAACUC
Messenger RNA from Misgurnus anguillicaudatus (oriental weatherfish), 6841 nucleotides. RefSeq names its product ADP-ribosylation factor guanine nucleotide-exchange factor 1 (brefeldin A-inhibited) (gene arfgef1). Lineage: Eukaryota; Metazoa; Chordata; Actinopteri; Cypriniformes; Cobitidae. Gene Ontology annotation, molecular function: guanyl-nucleotide exchange factor activity. Gene Ontology annotation, biological process: regulation of ARF protein signal transduction. The record is from RefSeq and is a predicted model, not a curated record.